CUGUCCUUGACACUCAACAUUUAAGGUUAUAGAUAGGUUAUGAAAUGAUCUAUCCUAUCGCAAAUAAAUAAAAUAAUGUAGUACUAAACUUUUGAAUACUCCGUAUUCUUUUGUAACUAAUUUUAAAAAUGCAAAACAAUGAAACGGAAACAAAUACCACGAAUAAAUGUAAAGUGAUAAUUGUAGGUGGUGGAAUGGCAGGCUUGUCUGCAGCUUACCAUUUAUCGAAAAAUGGAUUUCACGAUUUUAUAUUAUUGGAAGCCAGAAGAAGGCUGGGUGGUCGAAUAAUACAAAUUGGCAUAGGAAAUGAAAGAAUUGAAUUGGGUGCGAAUUGGAUACAUGGUGUGUUAGGUAAUCCGGUAUACGAAUUGGCAAUGCAGAAUGGUUUGGUUGAUAUUAUGUACAUGCCAAAACCUCCCAAGGUGAUAGCGGCCACUGAGCAAGGAAAACAAGUUCCGUUUUCAGUUUUGCAUGAAAUUUACGAAGCGUAUCUAUGUUUUCUAAGACGUUGCGAGGAGUAUUUCAUAUCUCAGUAUCUGCCACCAGAGGGAAUCGACAGUGUCGGUGACCACAUAAACUUGGAAGUGCAAUUGUAUUUAGAUAAAAUAAAAGACUCUCAAGAACGUCAUUUAAGGAACUUAAUCUUUGAUUGCCUAUUAAAGCGAGAAACGUGCAUCACUGGCUGUCAUAAUAUGUCCGAGAUAGAUUUAUUAGAAAUUGGUAGCUACACCGAAUUACAAGGCGGCAAUAUUAUAUUACCUGGUGGAUAUAGUUCAAUCUUAGAACCUUUAACCAGUGAAAUUCCUUCUCGGUGUAUCUUCAGAGAGCAUCCUGUGAAGAGAAUUAUAUGGGGCAAAUCAAAACAUGCUACUUCAGAUAGUGAUUCGGACGAUUCGGAUACAACCGUAAUCGAGGAACCCAGUAAAAAUCCCAUUUGUAAUAGUAGUAGUCGUGAGUCUAGUUGUGAAAAGCAAUCACCUGAGCACGAUAUCGAGGUUAUAUGUGAGAAUGGGGAAAGAUUCUACGGGGAUCAUGUGAUAUGUACUCUACCAUUAGGUGUUCUUAAGCGUAAUGCAAGACAGUUAUUUGAACCACCAUUACCCGACUAUAAAAUAGAGUCUAUUGAUAGGUUAUUAUUUGGAACUGUAGAUAAAAUUUUAUUAGAAUAUGAAAGGCCGUUUUUAAACCCUAAUAUAACAGAAGUGAUGCUUUUAUGGGAAAUGGAGGCUGGCACUACAGAUUUAAGUCAGAGCUGGUACAGAAAGAUCUAUUCGUUUACGAAGCUUUCGGACACCUUACUGUUGGGCUGGAUAUCGGGGAAAGAAGCGGAAUAUAUGGAAAAAUUACCCAGUGAGAUUGUGAUAGAUACAUGUACAAAUAUUUUGCGAAAGUUCUUGAACGAUCCAUAUAUUCCGAAAGCAAAAAGUUGUGUUUGCACAAGUUGGGCAAGUCAGCCAUACACUCAAGGGUCAUAUACAGCCAUUGCUGUUGGUGCAUCGCAAAUUGACAUUGAAUAUCUAGCUCAACCGUUGUAUAAUUCCAAAAGUCAAGCUAAACCUGUUUUAUUGUUCGCUGGCGAACAUACACAUAGUAACUUCUAUUCAACAGUACAUGGCGCGUAUCUCUCAGGAAGAACAUCGGCGCAAGUUUUGCUGUCCUCGGAUACACCCGAAGAAAUAGUAUUGAAUUGUGAAGAUACAAAUGACUUAAGUUCGUGGAUUCAAGGGAUAAGUCUUAAUUAGAUUGCCUUUUCUAACUGAAACUGUUGCAUUUGCAAAUUAAUUGAAAUUCAGAUUUAUUUUUUUGUAAUUAAGUGUGUCACAUCUACUUACAUUAAAAGCGCCAGUGAUCGAAUAAAUUAAGACCCCAUCAGUAAUUAAUUAGUAAUUUUUCAGAGGUCACAGACUUAUAAUAGUUGUUUACAUAA
Photinus pyralis (common eastern firefly) is the source of this 1927-nucleotide messenger RNA. Its product is annotated as spermine oxidase. Bases 129 to 1742 code for a protein of 537 amino acids. The transcript has 3 exons. NCBI's taxonomy places the organism in Eukaryota, Metazoa, Arthropoda, Insecta, Coleoptera, Lampyridae. The record is from RefSeq and is a predicted model, not a curated record. Gene Ontology annotation, molecular function: polyamine oxidase activity.